AUCCAAUGAAAGCCAGCGAGGAAACCCGCCCAGUCUGGCGGCCGUGUGAGAGACUCCGAGCCUCAGCAGCUUCUCCUCUACCGGAUCCUCUGGAAGCGGCGGAUAAACAGCUCCUGUCUCUCUUCACCACACACGCUAGAUGGAACACUGGAGAUGGAGAGUUGAUGGUUGUGUAUUUUUACUGGACAUCGGACAAGCUGGAAAAUUGGAAUCACUGGUUUAAGGAACAGAUCCGACUCUGAUGCGUUCAUUCCUGAGGCCAGAAUUGUUCAGAAAGUAUAAAGUAUAAGGGUCCCCGAAAUAUGAGGAUUAAUGCUGAGUCAAAUGGAAAAAGAACAACCGACUUUUCAAUACAUAAACCAAACUGCUCGGGCUGGAUGUAGAUGUUUAUGUGAGUAGCAAGUGAAAAAAUCUAAAAGAUAUCAUGCUCUCUAUAAGCGCUUUAGUGGCAUUCUCUUAAUCCAGUAGUGUGUAACUUACAGGGCUGUUUGAUUAUAAACAAAUAAAGGUGAUGUUGAUCAAGCAAGACCGAGGACACAUGCGUCGGAAUGAUACAGGGUUCCACCCCACUUGUUCAAUUUCUACUCCUGCUCAUCCUUAUGGGAUUUGCAAUGGCUGGUCUACAUUUGUGGCCCGCGGUACAUGUUGCUCUAAGCAAUGCCAGUGUCUUUGUCACUUACAAUACAGACAGCAACAUGACAGCCAGUGAACUUUCUAUGGAUUUGGUUGACGUUGAUAAGAAUUUAACCGUGCUAACUAGACGUUUGCCAUUCAACCAGUCGGGGGGCGUUCUGGAGUUUGACUGCACAUCCUUCUCAUAUGCUGGAAACUUCAGCUUCAGAUUAGACCAACAGAGCCACCAGGGUGCACUGAAAAGUACCUCCAGCUGGUGGAGCCCAGUAUUACAUGUCCAGUGGCCCACUUUCCACUUUGGAGUAGAACGUGCUAACAACGACCACAGCUCUGGUGCAUUUCAGGUUUCUGUGUCUACCAACGUUGACUUCCAUUUCUGCCUGUACAUCAGUGCAUCCCUCUAUCUAGAGGUCAGCUACAUGGAGCACAACACAGUUGGGAAGAACACCAUCGACAAGGUACAAAAACGAACGACACACAACAUCCAGCUUGUAAAGUCACAGCAUGUGGACAUAAAGUGUGCCUCCCUGCUGACUGAGGCUGAUUUCAUCCAAGUAGCUCUCAAGUCCCACUAUACCCAGCAGGACAUCAAAUCCUCUGGACCACUCUAUCUAUCUCGCAUUUUCUCCUAUAAGCUCAUGGUCGAGAACAUCUACAGGAGUGGCUGUGAGGGCACAGUGUCUGUCCGGCUGCUCUAUCCACCCUGCACGGUCACCACAGGGAAGGUGCUGCUGUAUAAGGAGGCCAGUACAGCUGCAAAGCAGGAAACUUCUUCUCAGUCUGCCUUUCAAUUUCUUAGUCGAGGGGAGAAUGAGACCGAAUUUAACUGCUCCCAAUUUGAUCUUGGUCAGAAAAAGUACUGCUUUCACUAUGCACGCAUCUACAGUCACGCCCCCAGUUUGGCACAGACGUGCAUCAUUGUGCAAAGAAAUGCUGUAGAGAUGUGGGGCCCAUGGCAAACAUGGAGCGGGUGCAGCGUGACCUGUGGAGACGGGGUGCGAGAACGUGUCCGUGAGUGUUUGCUGCCCCCUGGUGGUGGCAUGCAGUGCACUGGCAUGGUGAAAGAGCAGUCACUUUGCUCCCUUGAGGUCUGCACUGAUGUCUUGCCGCCUGUUUCGGUCUCACCUCCUCCAGCUGUGGAUUCCUUUCUUGGAGGUAACCUAGUUGUUGUGGCUGGUAUCGUUCUCUGUCUAGCUGUCAUCCUUGUGACUAUCCUCAUCACAGUGUGGAGAAAAUUGUGCCAUGCCCCAAAGUGUAGCUCAGCACGGCCUGAGUCUAUGCAUUCUCCUGGUGGACGAAAGAACUCAGAUGAGGCUUCCAUAUGUGGACACAGCAUGCAGAGGCCUAGCUUCUCUGAGAGUAUGGGGGCAGUUCAGAAAGGCCAAUCAUGCCCUGUAUCUAUUCGAGCAGCAUCAGACAAGGGGGUACUGGCCUGUCAGCAGAGUUUUUCCCUCCCCAUGCCCUUUCCCCAGGAUCCUGAGCGGCUGUCCCCCUCUGGUCAAAAGAUUGUUCCUCCCAUUUUUGGGUAUCGCUUGGCACAGCAACAGCUUAAGGAAAUGAAAAAGAAAGGGCUCAGAGAAGCCACACAAGUCUAUCAUGUCUCUCAGAGUCCUGUUGAUGAUGCCAUGGUGGAGGCCACAGCCUCAACAUCUGCUGGUCUUACACCAGUGCCUCAAGACCUGGAAAGUCAAGAAGAAGUCAGUAUCAGUCACCUCCAAAAAUCCCUCUUCACAGAGUCCACAUGGCCUCAUAGAAACUCUGCCACGCUGCCUGACAGACUGAGCCACAAGGUGGACCCCCUAUUGGCCCCUCCAAAAGCUGUUAUUAGUGAUCGGGACCGACGGCAAGAACGCACAGCAGACUGGGUGGCAAUGGUGGAUCGAAACAGACUUAGUUCUUCUAAGAAUCCAAACUUCAGAAGGACAUCUAGCUUUAAUGAGAGCAACCUUCAGCAGUUAACUAAGCCACGGUCAUUUAGGGAGAGGAGCAUGACUCAGGUGGCCCCCCGCCAGCUUCCAGAGGGCAGCUGUAGAACCAGAGCUUGGGAGCAUACAAUACCUGAGCUGGGGGACUGGUCUCAAGCUAAAUAUAAGAUACCUGAAAUCUCUAGUGACCACAGACAACAGCCUUGGGUAAAUAUGCAUUCCUUUCCAAAAUCCAAACCUGCGAUGGUUAAUUCAGGGAUUUCAAUACCAACAAAAAAUCGAGUAACUGACAGGCAUGGAGUGGGCUGGGUCCCAUCUUUUGAAAUAGAUCGAGUAGAAAGGGCUGAACAAAAUUGGAACAGGAGAGGUCCAUCACCCAUACAGCGGAAUCUUUUGGCCAGGAAGUUGCGAGAAGCCAAUUCAUCAGCCAGCCACCACAGACAGAGAAGUUCCACCUUCUCUAGCUCUGAUCAAAGCAAGGGGCGAUGCCGUAGCCUCCCACUCUCUGCGGACUUCAGCAGCUCCUCCUAUGGCCUGACUGAGGAUGAGCAGCGAAUGAUGGACAUUUCUGGAUAUUUGGGAGAAGAGGUCGGGACAGGAAUAAUGAAAGACCUCGGACUCACCUAAUUAUAUCUGAGAAGAUCCUGAUCAGAAACUCCAGAGCUGGAUUUUCACAAGUGAAUGUUUCUCUAGGUUUUAAAGUAAAAAUAAUUGCAGUGGCUUUGGGAACAAGUUUUGUGAUUAGUUGAAAAAUGAAUAAUUUAUUAUAUUUAAAUUUCAUGUUAAUUAGUAAUCUAUUAGCAUCACAAAUUAUAUUAAACGUGCACAUUGUAGGAAUCUAAAGAUUCCUCUCAAAUAGAUUCCCCUCAAAUAUUCCUUAUUAUGUUAUUGGCACCUAAUUAACCAGUUAUAUAUAAGCACUAUUACUUUAAUGCACCAUAAGAUCAGACACUGAUACUGUAUAAUAGACCAAGCUGGAUUUAUCAAGUAAACAUUCUUCAAAAAAUAUAAUGUUAUUGCAAUUUUUAACUGCAUUAAUGCAGCAUUUUAAUUACAAUAUUUUAACAAAAUGUGUGUGUGUGUAUGUAUAUAUAUUAUAUAUAAAUGAAAAAAAGCUAUUUUUAUAUCUUGGUAAUUUUCAGAAUUAGUGCAUAUUAAUUUUGUUUUGGGAUCAGGAUUAAAAGAAUGCAGUCAUAAUCUGGCUGUAGUCUAGAGGAUAAUACAGAGUAGUUUAAAGUCUCUUUACACUGGAAGAAAUGUCUCAGCUCAUAAAAAAGCAAUAAAUGUUCUUUAUGCAUUGUAAAUAAAUUUAUUUCAUGUUCAUCAA
This is a messenger RNA of Clarias gariepinus (North African catfish), 3885 nucleotides long. RefSeq names its product thrombospondin type-1 domain-containing protein 1. The record is from RefSeq and is a predicted model, not a curated record. Gene Ontology annotation, cellular component: cell periphery. The coding region runs from base 549 to 3185 and encodes 878 amino acids. The transcript is spliced from 6 exons. NCBI's taxonomy places the organism in Eukaryota, Metazoa, Chordata, Actinopteri, Siluriformes, Clariidae.